Molecule: messenger RNA, 906 nt
Organism: Perkinsus marinus ATCC 50983
Lineage: Eukaryota; Perkinsozoa; Perkinsida; Perkinsidae
Exons: 6
Coding region: 1-906 (301 amino acids)
Biological process (GO): regulation of microtubule cytoskeleton organization; intraciliary transport; cilium assembly
Cellular component (GO): centrosome; ciliary basal body; axoneme
Molecular function (GO): microtubule binding
Source: RefSeq, a predicted model, not a curated record
AUGAUUGACCCAUCGAAGUGUGGUAAUGCAACCGAGAGGGUCUCCAACGAAGUGAACAGCGCGAGAGAGCGGGAUCAGUCCUCAGCUGAUCCCCACCCCGCUGAACAAACUGAUAAAAGGAUGCUAUCAGAACUAAUAGCACAAAAUCAGCGGAACCUUGGCGCACUGAUUGCCCGACCUAAGCUGACCGAAAAGCUCCUAUUGCGACCCCCAGUGAAGUUUUUGUAUGAUAUUGUGAUGGAGGUCUCUAUCGUGACGGGAUUCGGAGCAGAGAUAGUAAGAGAGAUCUCUGCUGAGCGAGUGGUGACACGAGAAGCUAAAUUGGAGUUCGUCACACUAUCGCAUUCUAGUAUAGAGCACGCGUUACAUCGAAGGAUUGAUGUAGACCCUUCGAAAGAGACCCUGAUAAGACUAACAGACUCCUUAUGUGCCUCCACGAAGCAGCGACAACAGUGCCCUACAGGCAAGAGAUCUUCGGAGGCGUUCAAUCGAGCCAGAAAUAGAGAACCUCUGCUCACCGAGGAAGAACUUGACUCCCCAACGGAAGACGGUAACGAGUCGGAGUCAGAGAGCUCUUCAGCUGAUGUGAAAAGUGACGACUCAUGCGCGAUUGGCACUCGUUGUGAUGUCCAGGAAGAGAUCGAACAGUCUUCGGACGGCGUAGAAGAGACAGUAGCCGCUUCUGCAUAUAAAGUCAAGGCAAUGCUAUCCGAGAUAGCAGCAGAGGAAAAGAGGUUGUCGCAGCUAUUCAAGGAGAUCGAUACUGAGUUCGACCAAGUGGACGCAAUUGAUGCAGUUGUCCGUGUUAAAGAGCGCAGAGCCGAGUUUUCCCUAUUAAAACUUUGCGCUUCGACACCAGUACCACAGGACGAUGAGCCAAAUAACGAAGUGGCUGCUCAUGCGUGA